Messenger RNA from Cataglyphis hispanica, 3232 nucleotides. RefSeq lists its product as uncharacterized. The record is from RefSeq and is a predicted model, not a curated record. The coding region runs from base 596 to 3148 and encodes 850 amino acids. Lineage: Eukaryota; Metazoa; Arthropoda; Insecta; Hymenoptera; Formicidae. The transcript is spliced from 11 exons.
GUAUUUUAUACCAUCUAUGGUAUAAUGGACACAAUAGCUCAUUAUGCGGCAUUUCUAUAUAAGAUGCCAUAUUUUAUUCUGAUCUUUUAUUUCGAUCUAUAAGAGUCGAGUGACUAGCCGAUUAGAAACAUGGAUCUAAAAUCUACAGCUGAUAUGAUCAUGACUUGCUAGAUAUGCUGCAUGCUCCGUGAUACAUUUUUAGUAAUUCAUUGUUAGUAAAAAAGAAAAAUACCGCACUGACAUCUUGUGUUAUUCAUUGAUUGGCCCACGCGACAAUAAUGGACGCGAUUGGUAGAUUUGAAUCAGAUGGAUCUUUAAAAAUGGACGUUCACGAUUCGAACCAAUUCAUUUCAUAUUUGUCGGCUUUGUUCACGAUUCGAGAAUACGCACAGCAACAAAAUGCUAAACUAUAUCAAAUUAAAUGGCAUAAUAUUUUCUAGAUAAAUAUUUUUGUUGUGCGUUGCUUCUGACGUGACUGCGUAAUAUUUGUUUUUGACAACGCAGUGAUAUAUAUUUUUGAGAAAACUUGUGUAUUCGACACGUUAACUGGGAGGAAUUCUUGUCAAAUCUUUUUGUAAAAUAUUCGAAUGCAAUAAUGGAGAAGUAUCAACAUAUGAGAGCAUUUAUAUCAGCGGCCUUAGAUUAUAACAAGCAUCCCAGUGAAAGUGCUACAUCUGCUAUACAAAGAAGUCUUGGAAUAAUAAGCGUGUCAAUGGACCUGAGUGUAUUUGAUCCUGGAACUAGUAUAGCUGCAGAAUUCUAUGUGAGUCUGUAUGAGCUUAUGAAUUCUUUAGCAUCGCGAUCUACUUUGAUCUGGACUGCUGUAGAUGUUUUACAAAAUGCUUGCAGGAAUGUUCCUGCUAGACAAUCGCUAAUUCAUACAUAUAAAUUUGCACCAAUAUUAGCAAGAUUAUUAGAGGCAAAUUUGACAACUGAGAAAAGGAUACGAGUAUUAAAAUUACUUCAAGAAUUAACAUAUGGAAUCAAAAUAUUAUGGCAAGAAGCUCAUCUUCCAUAUUUAAUCUCUACAUUAACUCAAUGGGUAGUACAAUCAAAGGAAGAAGAGAUUAUUGCACUUUCAUUAGGAGUGCUGGUAAAUCUGUGUUAUAAAAAUCUUCCAGCAGUGUAUACAUUGAUGCGUACCAUCAAUACCAAAACAUUCAUCAGAACAUUAUUAAAGCUCCAAGAACACAUUAAUACUAGUGUGCAAUGUUGCAAGCUAUUGAUUAUAUUGGAGCCGACCAAUACAAAUAUUUCCGAGAAAUAUAUCAUGGACUUUGCAUCACUUACUUUCACAAAUCUUAGAACAGCAAUGGAAAAAAAGGACGUUUUAUUAUUGAGACACAUUAUUGAUUUUUUCAACGACGUCGGGCAAAAUGAGCAUUCAAGAAAUAUACUGCUUACAUAUUCAAAUUAUGGCAGAGAUGUAGGAAAUAUAUUAGCCACUUUAGAAGAAAACACAGAUCCAGAAUGUAUUGCUCUUAUGAUGGAAUUUUUACUGUCAUUAGUAAAACUGAAAUUAACUGCUUUAAUUCCUUUAUAUCCUACUUGUAUAAAAUCAGCUAUGACAUGGGUACCUGUGGAACAAGUGUGCUCUAAAGCUUUAGCACUCAUACGAAGCAUCAUCAUUGAUUCACGACGCACUAAAACUUCUAUCGAAGUUUUAACAGAAGUAGAUCCAGCUGUUCUUAUGCUCAUAACAAAUCCAGAAGAUGAAACUAAUGGGCAAAAUGGAGGUCAAAAUGUAGAAAUGGAAACAAAACAAGCUGAAUUGAUGCAACUGUUCCAAGAAAUGAUUAAAACUCCUGCACUUAAGAAAAAAAUUAUGCAGUCGUUUAGCGAGCACGCGAUGCGUAGAAUAUUUAGUCGCAUGUUAGAUAAUGAAUUUCCUGCUGCUGGAGAUUGGACUGGAAAUUUUGUCCAAAAUGCUUCCACCAAUCUUUACAUUUAUGCAUUAGCCUUGACAGCAGACUUAGCGACAAGUUAUUCCAAUUGGUUGACAUUGUAUUCUGAAUUACUUAGUAAAAAGCAAAUACAAAUGAUAAUGGCGCUAGCAUUAUUCACUGGUGAUGGGGAAGUGAAGCAAAAAGUCUUGCAAUUAACAUCAUCAACUGGGUUUCCACAAGAAUGUGUUUCUGCAGUGGCGAUCUGCAUGAAAGAAUUAGAACCAUUAAUGUUAGUUCAAAGUACUAAUAGCAAUGUAUUGGAAGUCGCGAAUAAGGCAUCCCUGAAUUAUACUGGAAAUGAACUGGCACCAUUAUUCUCCAUUACGCAAGAAGAGCGCCUCAAUGCAUUCUUAGCCAAACUUGAAUCAACAUUUGAAUCAAAUCAAUUAAAUGAUAUUCCAACGUCUGCGGUAAUGGAAUUAUAUGAAUAUAAGUUAGCAACAAUGAGACAUUCCGAAAGGGCAAUGCAAUCGAGUUUAGAAGCGGCGAAUAAUCAUAGUACUAGUCUCCAACAUAGAUUAGCACAAGUGAUAGCUGAGUCUAGCAGAUUACACCAAUUAUUAUUUGAUACACAGCAGUGCUUGGAAGGAAUAAAAGCUGAAAAAUCUAUAUUAACAGGAAAGCUUCAUGAAAUGGAAGAUCAAUCUAAGAAAGCAAUUUUUACAAAGAAACAAGAAAUUGAAUCUCUGAAAAAAAUUGUGAUAGAAAAAUCGACAGAUUUGAAACACCUGAAUGAGAAGUUAAUGCAAUGUACAAAUGAAUUAGAGACUAGCAACAAAAAGGUUGAUACAUUAAAAAUAAAAAUCCAGGAAUUAGAUUCCGAACGUUUAACUGCAGAAAGAAAAGCUACAGAUAUAAGCAACAAAAAUCAUGAAUUAAGUAAACUUUUACAAAAGUUGAAAGAUUCUCUCAGCAAAAAGGAACAGAUUUUAGAGAAAAAAAAUGCGGAAAUAGAAACAAAUCAAAACGAUAUAUCUGCGCUUAAGCAAGAAAUUCAACAAAUGGUGCAAAUGUUACAGAUGCAUGAACAAACCAUAUCAGAAAAAGAAAAUAAUAUUCAAAGAAUGAAAACAGAAUUGAUAGAGUUGAGCCGCAUGCGGGAUAUGAUCUUUGAGCUUACUGCAAAAAAGAAAGAUGAUUUAAAUUCAAAUAUUUUUAUAUAUUCAGAUUCAUAUAUUCAAUGUGAUCUGAAUCUGAAUUAAAAGCAAAAUUGGAAAUAAAGAAAAUAUAAUAAUUUCAAUUAUCCGAAGCAGAGGCCAUACGGGCGACAUUUAUCUAAUUAUCAC